AAGAAGAAAACUAUUUUAAAAUACAACUUCAAAAAGCUUUGCCUGAGAACACAGUAAACAUGUGGAACACUGUGCUUUAGUCAGGUUAAACAAAGAUUAAACUCUUUGAUUUACAUGCAGAUUUCUGUAGGUGUUAGGAAACUAGCACUGCGCAUCACCCUGAACACAUGAUUCUGACCGGGUAAGUUGGUAAAUCACGAUGCUGAUGCUUUAAGGACAGGGAAGUUGGUCAGAGUUUGUAUGAAGAUGGACAGAGAUUCUUAUAAUCUAUAAGAUUCUUAUAAAUUCUUAUUCUAAAAGAAAACUUACUAUAGGCUGAAACGGAAGCAGGGAAUUGACUCUAAAGAUACAGUCUGAGCCAUAAUUGAAUUGUUUAAUUCAAAGAAAAUGCAUAUAUUUGAAGAACUAGUCAAAGUCCAUCGAUAGGUUCAACUGACAAUCUGUUUCCAGGCUUGUAAAGUGACAGUCGCAACUUUCUCUGUUCAACCUGACUGAGCUUCAACUAUUUUGCAAAGAAGAAUGGACAAAAAAAAAAAUCCCUGUAGAUUUGCAGAGAUGGGCGUGCUGAGGUGGCGUAGGGGAUAGCGUGACCCACGUUUGGAGGCCUUGAGUCUUCAACACAGCCAUCACAGGUUCGAUUCCCGGACCCGGCGACAUUUGCCGCAUGUCUUUCCCCCUCUCCUGUCAGCCUACCUUCAAAUAAGGGACACUAGAGGCCACAAAAAGACACCCUGGAGGGGUAAAGAGAAAGAUUUGCAAAGCUGAGUGACAGACCUUCAAAAUACUCACAGCUGUAAAAUCAAAAUAGUACAAAGUAUAACCACAAGGGGCUUAAAGCUGCAUUUUUCUGAUCUUAUUUCCAAAAAAUUAUUGAAAAAGAUUACUUUUCCUCUCUUUCUCUAUCACUAAGACUUUGUGUCGGUCUGUCACAUAAAAUCUCGGUCAAAUACAUGACAGCUGGAGAAAGUAACGUGAUAAAAUGUGUAAAUGUUCAAUGGGUAUAAAUACUCAAGGCAUCAAAACUAAAGCCACAUAAUUGAAGGUGUAAAAAAAUAAAAAAAGAUCUAGUACAGCAUGAAUCCUUCAUUGCUCCAGUUUUGAAGGUAAAAGAGUUUUAGAAUAAAAUUUUUUGGGACAAACUAAAACUGAGCAGUUGGGAUACAUUCAGAAAUUAUGGCAUUAUUAAAAAAAAAAAACCAUACAGAAUGGAUGUUUAUGUUGAGUUUGACAAACUUCAUAAACAUAUUUUAGGAAGUUAGAAACCUUUUAUGUGUAAUCUUUGUAAGGAAACCUUCAAGUAAUUGAACAAUGAGUGCCAUCCUAUGCCUGCAUGGAUCCUUGUGAUGAACUUAUUCUUCAUGGUUAGGACUGCCAAAUAAUCCAGUCAGUAGAUGUGAGAAACCAGCGAUGGAGCACUGAUUGGCUGCAUGUUAGGCCUGACAGGCCAAACCAGAAGAGCACAAAUCCGAUCUUGGCAUCUGAUUAAAGGAAACUGGACAAACAGCAGACUGCUCAGUGAUCCUCCCUCCUUCACAUCGAAAAUUUGCUUUUACUGAUCAUGUAUAACAAAACAAGGUCAACGCACAAGUCAAGAUGAACCCUUAUGACAUUUCUCACUUGAGGAGGGAUUUAUUCCCCCAUUUUUAUUUGUUAUAAACUUGUAUUUUUCUGCAUUUGCACAAAUAUCAAAGCUACCGCUCUCUGUUGUUUUGUAUUUUUAGUGGUGUGACUUUUGGUUCUGGGGUCAUUUAUUGUCACAUAAACAGGUUAAGCAAGGUAAUUCAACAAGCACAUUUUUAUUUGGACGGUGUAUUUGCAUAACAGUUUUAAUUUAAUCUUAAUGAUUCAUUUAAAAAAAUUUGUUACAUUGCAUUUUAUUUUAUUAUGAUUAUCUUGUUCUCAUACAACCAUUUCUGCUGUCUUUGUCCAACAACGAGGAUUUAAGACAUCUAAAUCCAGAGAAAUGUUUUCCCUUCAUGGCAGCCUAUUUUUUGUCUGUCUUCUACUACUGCCAGCUUUCUCACCUGCACUCAAAUGCUGAGAACUUUAAGAAGGUGAUCUGUGUACUUACCUUUGCUUUACAUUUGAAUUAAUCACUUAGAAACUUAAAAGUAUUGGUUUCUCUUGAGAUAGAUUAUAGUAAUCUUUCCUUGUUGUUUUCUUCCCCACUUUUGUCAGGUGUUAAGUGAUUUCCCAAUCAUAAUGCAGUUUUGUAAUGAGGUACGUCCGUUCUGAGGUGUUGUCUCCUCCCGGUGACAGUUAGAAGUAGAAAUCUAAACAUUAAUAUUUGCAGUAAAACAGUCAGGACAUUAAACAAGUUCACAAUGUCCACCAAACAGAUCUGUAGUCUUUUAGAAAGUAAAUGUGAAAUAGUGAAAGCUGUGACAUGAUCAAAUAAGAAAUGAUGACCAAUAUAUAACAUUCAGUUGGGCUUUUACAGCAAAAGUGACCUUCAAACUUAUCAAUUUAUUAAAAUAGUUCAAGUGAGCUACACAUUUAAUUUUUAUGGUUUGUAUUUACUUUUUUGUGAUGACAUGUCUAGUCUAAAACAGGACUUUCAUUCUACUGUGUCUUUUUUACCUCAUGCUAAUUCCAAGUGGAUGUAAACCUGGAAAUAUCUUUCAAUGUAAGACUUUGCAUGUUUUCUUUGUUCUAUUUUUCUGCAUGUUAUUUUCUGGAAUAGUUUGCUCAAACAGAAGUCAAAUAGGUUUUGUUUUGCACUUAUUUGCAUUGUUAUGAAAUGUAUGCCAUCAUGAUCUUAGUGAUCUUAAAAUGCUUCUAUUUACAUUACCCAAAUGCAAUGCAGCUUCAGUUUAUAUUCUUCAUCAAAUGAUCCCUGCUCAAAACCUCUAUACCUUCUUCUUAUUGGUUUAAACUGAACGUAACCGGCCCUGCAUGCUCUUGUGUCGCAUGCUGAGGUCAGUUCUCCCCUGAAACACCCGGAAUGAACUUUCGCAUGAGCGCAAUCGCAAAAUAGGGACUCCUUGGUUUGCUUUUGUCAACCUUCAUUUCAGAUUACCUGAUUUUAUUUACUUCAAAUGUUGAGUCUACCAAUGAAUAUAAUUGCAUAAGACCCCACUUUUUCUGAACAACUGAACAAUUACAUGCUUUGGAGAACCAAACAACUGGUUGAUGAUGAAACAAAUGCCUGUUUGGAUUGGUGGUCGUUGCUUGGACCGCAAAGAUCUCAUUUUUUAAGAAAGACUGGAGGACUUUGAGGGUAAAACUCCUUAAUUAAUCUACUGACUAUUCCAAGUCACACUGAGAUAUAUAGAGAUUUUACUUCAGAUGAUGGGAGCGGCACGUGUCAAACGUCGCUUCAGUGCUGUGGUGGAUGGGCCAGUGGAGGAGGAGGAGGUCAUGAGGCUAGCACAAAGUGCAAGGCCAGGAGAGAGUCCAACCGGGUCAGGAAGCCCAAACAGCUCCUCUCCAAUCCAUGCCCUCAAUGGCAAAGCUCUACCUCUUCAGCGCAACACGAACAAUGCACAGACACAGAGUGCUGUCGGUGAGCCAGCUGGUGAAGAUGCGGGAGGAGAAAGCAGAGUGAGAGCAGGAGGAAUGUGCCCAGGUCCAAGGAAUACCAAAGGCGGUAGGGAAGGUGGGAGAGGGGAAAGAUGUUCUUCAGCAGACCAGGAUUCCCUCUCUUCCCCCUCCACUACCAGCCGGCGACGCACCAAGCGCUCAAACCGCCGGCCCCGACAACGCUUUGUGGGCAAGGACGGACGCUGCAACGUCACCUUCGUCAACAUGAGCGAGAGGGGCCAGCGGUAUCUCACCGACCUUUUUACCACGUGUGUGGAUGUACGAUGGCGCUGGAUGCUGGUCAUCUUCACGCUCUCCUUUAUUCUUUCCUGGCUUCUCUUUGGCUUUGCCUUCUGGCUCAUUGCCUCUGCACACGGUGACCUCUCCAUUCAGAUUACCCCCAGUUCCGGGUCUUCUCCUGGAUCAGGAGAAUCCGGCUCCGGAGGAGAGUCUGAUAGAGAUACAGUGGUAGAGGAGCCAUGCUUCCUUCAAGUAAACAGCUUCAUGGCAGCCUUCCUGUUCUCCUUGGAGACUCAGACAUCCAUCGGUUACGGAUUCAGAAGCGUGACCGAAGAAUGUCCCCUGGCGGUGUUGGCGGUCGUUUUGCAGUGCAUCGUGGGCUGCAUUAUUGACGCCUUCAUCAUUGGGGCAGUCAUGGCGAAGAUUUCCAAGCCCAAGAAGCGCAACGAGACUCUGGUGUUCUCUGAUACUGCCGUGGUGGCCCUGAGAGACGGAAAACUGUGCAUGAUGUGGAGGGUGGGAAAUCUACGGAAGAGCCACCUGGUUGAGGCGCAUGUCAGAGCACAACUACUGAAGUCAAGGGUGACACCAGAGGGGGAGUAUCUGCCACUCGACAACGCAGACAUCAACGUGGGUUUUGAUACUGGCACCGAUCGCAUCUUUUUGGUCUCUCCUGUGACUAUAGUGCACGAAAUCAAUGAAGAGUCACCUUUUUUCGAGAUAGACAAAAAAACCUUGAAGAAUGACUCUGAAUUGGAGGUGGUGGUCAUACUUGAGGGGAUGGUGGAGGCCACAUCGAUGACAACGCAGUGCCGCAGCUCCUAUCUGACUUCUGAAAUCCUCUGGGGACACCGUUUCGAACCUGUACUGUUCGAGAGGAAAAACGGCUACCAGGUCGACUAUUCAUUUUUCCACCGCACCUAUGAAAUCCCAAACACUCCGUCAUGCAGUGCAAAAGAGCUGGCCGAGCAGAGGUACAUCGGAAGCUCAUGCUCGUCCUUUUGUUACGAGAAUGAAGUGGCCCUGGAGCUCGCCUCCCCAGAUGAAGAAGCAGAUCAAGAACAUGGUUGUUCCCCCAAACCCACCCGAAGACCAUCCUUGGAAGAAGAUCUUCACUGUAACUAAGCAUAGAGGGUAGCAGUGUGCUAAACAGAGAAUAAGUCCAGCUUCAGGGGAUAAAAGACAGAGUCAAGCAAGUUUAUUUGGGCAGACCAAGCGAGAAGUGAAAAUUAACUAUUUAAGCAUUGCCAGAUUUGUUAGAUUUACGUUGGAACCCAGUGUUAAACACGAGAGAGAGGAAAAAGUUAGAGAAUGAGUUUGAUCACAGCUCUGACCUAGUUGCCUGAUUGGGCCUGGCUGUCUUUCAGAAUCACUGAAAACUUGUGUAAGUCUCACAACUGGCCCAUCACUUCCACAGCACAGUCAUCUGACUCUAAUCCCUAAUCAGAAGGAUGUGCAGCAGCUCCACCUGCUGGCUACAACUCGCCACUGGCUCUCGAUGAUUCUGAACUGGAAAAAAUUGCUUCUCUUUCAGCUGCUGUUGUGACAUAAGUUUGUUGUUACUCAGGAAUGCAUUUUCAAAACUAUGCUGACUUAUCACUUCAGUGUUUUACUUUCCAAUGGUAAGUAUAGUUAGUGUCCUUUCUGUCACGCUGGAGAACGGGUACUUUGGUAUUUGAACAGAAAUCGUCAUUGCAGAACAAAAGUGACAAGGAGAAACUGUUGGAAUCCAGCAGCAGUUUUCAACAGAUUCUCCUUGCUGAGUGUAGUGCAUGCUUUCUUCUUUUUGUUUUGUUUUUUGUGGGAUUUUUUGACUUGCUAUAAUGUUACUGACUUAUUUAAUACAUUUUGAGUUGAAAUUACUUAUUUGUUUUCAGGAGAGUCUAUGGUAAGGUGUUGAAGCACAGUCGGAUGGAUGAUAUUGACUGUGUCCAGAUGAUCUGUUAAUCUUGCAUUUUUCUUGCUCUAAUAUCUUCUGAAUCCUGAUAUGUGUUAUGUCAACAAGAACAUCUUUUUGUUGUGAUUCUCUGUCAUUUUUGGAAAAUGUGCUAACUGAGCGAAGGUGUCUUAAAUUGUGAAGCGUUUCAGUCACUGCUGCUGGUUCUGAAUUUGACACAAAAGGACUUCAACCUCAGAAAAUCGUGACUCAGUUGACUGGAGUGGGACAGAUUUUAUGAUGAUGGCAAGAUUUUGGUGUCUUGCUAAUUCUGCAUCUGUAAAAACUAUCUUUUAUUUGCACAAGUGGACUGAAACAUCAUAUUUAUAAGAUAUUAAUCUAUUUUAAGUUCAAUAAAUUGUGUAAAAGCUUUCUAAUUUAAAUAUAUUACAGAUGGGUUCUCUGUGAAAAUGUGGUGCCUUCAGAAAUGUAGCUACAGUCCCUUCAUCUGCAGCUGUUUAUUUCAUGCAUUGUGCUUAAAAUAAUAUUUUUAUUUUACCCAUUUUUUUCAAAAGGAUCAGCUUUUGGUUAGGGAAAUUAUAUUCCCUGUUUCCGUGGUACUUGAAAGUUUGAAUUUCCAGUUUUCGAAACAAAAGAAAUGCUCUGGACUCCCGUAUGAAGUUUGAACUUCUAAUUGGAAAGUGAGAGGUUUGGCUGUUCUGCAUGUCAGAUGUAGUGACACAUCCAGAAAUAAUCAGUUUAUUUGCUUUUCUGUUAAAUCAGUCCUUCACAUAGUACAGUAUAAGAUCUAUUUUGGACUUAUGAUGAGUGCUGCAUGGUGGAACAGUUGUUUGUGAUAUUGCCCUGCAGUAAGAAGCUUCAUGUUUGCAUGUUAAUCUUGAGCAUACUUGGGCUUUUUCCAGGUACUCCUGCUUUCCCCAUUCUCCAAAAAUAUGCAUGUUAUGUGUAAAUGCCUACCUUAACUUGCCUUGGGAUUGAGCAUGUGUGUACAUUAUGGUUUCUGUCUCUGUUUUGCCACUGGAAUAGACUGGUGACCAGUCCAGAUUGUACUACACAUCCCCUUAGGAUCCUCCACAGAAAAUGGUGUAGAGAAUGAAUGGAAGGAUGAUCAUUCAGUGUAUAAAUGCAAACAUUUUACAGAAUAUUUUUUGAAGUUUUGUGAAAUGUUAUUGGCAGGUAGUAUUUAACCAGGGUUGUUAGUAAACUCCACUGGUUUUCUGCCUUACAACAGGAACAAUGCUACAUUUAAAAUUGGAACCUUUGUUUGGGAAUUAUGUAACACCUGACUUAAUCUUGUUUUAGGAAGCUGACAAACAGGUGAUGUUUUGCUUCUAAGCGGUCCUACAAGUCUGUUGUUGUAUGCAUUUAAACAAAAACGAAAUAUGCAAAUUAAUGCCACACAGUGCUGUGUAUGCCAUAGGUCAAUGAGAUCCAAACCAUCAGAAAUUAAAACAUACAGUUUAUUCCUGCAAUUCAUACCAUGUCAAUAUGCAGAGCAGCCACAUUGACUCCGAUUUCUUACUCCCCAAUUGAAAGUUAUGACUUCAGAGGGUCCUGUAUUUGAUAUUUAAUUUUUCUAACUUGUGACUUGGUAGUUCUGAUUUCCUAGUUUGGGUGGAAUUGCAUGUGACGUAAUUCCAGGUCCUGAUUUCAUAGGUAGUUGAAACACCAAUUUUUGCUAAUCCAUUCAGCGACUGAGCAGGUACACAAUGAGCACACAGUGAAUGUAUAAGAAGCUUUGUUUCUUCAUUAUACUACAAGAGUAUAGAAUGUGCACUUUCUAGUUAUUUUACAAAGCACUUUGAACGUUUGGGUGUGUUUUAUUAUUUUACAAGUUAAUGUGAAUCACACAGCCUAAGUUGUGAAAUGUUUUAAGUGUAAUGGAAGCAGCAUUUGAAGAGUUACCUAAAUUAGCCUGUCUAAUGUACAACCUGUAAUUUUGUUCUUUGAGUUUUGCACAAAAGUAAAAUGGCCUAUAUAAUAGAUCUAUUAGAUCUAUUAUUGCUAUAUAAUAGAUCAAAUGCUGCAGUGUCCCAGUAUUUUUGUAGAAUCAGAUGCCGUGUCAUACAAGAGGCUUUGCGAUGUCAGGAGGGCCUGUGUUUUUAACUAGUAACAUUUUAUUUGUUAACAUCAAUAUUAAUAAUGUUCCAUGGUACUGUUUCUCCUCACUUUUCUUCUUCACUGCUUCCAUGUCCUAUUAAUAGUCUCCACAGUGGCUCGUGUUAUUCACCCUGCCUCCACUGCCACCAAAUGUAACUUAAGCCCAAAGCACCAUCACUUUCAUAGCAUCUUUUGAACUUCAGAAGAAACUGUUUGGUUGACAUUUACUUCUCACAAUACAGCUCAACACAUUUUAAUACUUUGUGGUAACUGCAUGAUACUCUGUGAUGCUAUCAUUGUUUUUAAAAAAAACAACUAAAUGGGCAAAAAUGAAAUCAUCAAAUGUGAUUUUUUUUUCUGUUUUAAGAAUGGCAAUUCCCUAUUUUAUUUUGUAAUUUAGAGUGACCUCAGGCACAGAGCACUUCCAAAUAAAACACAAUUGUUUUGUUGAACAAAUAAAAGAAACUGAUGCAACUGCAA
Messenger RNA from Gambusia affinis (western mosquitofish), 8239 nucleotides. It is a transcript of the gene kcnj14, whose product is annotated as potassium inwardly rectifying channel subfamily J member 14. Gene Ontology annotation, cellular component: plasma membrane. Gene Ontology annotation, molecular function: inward rectifier potassium channel activity. Gene Ontology annotation, biological process: potassium ion import across plasma membrane; regulation of monoatomic ion transmembrane transport. NCBI's taxonomy places the organism in Eukaryota, Metazoa, Chordata, Actinopteri, Cyprinodontiformes, Poeciliidae. The transcript has 5 exons. The coding region runs from base 3289 to 4887 and encodes 532 amino acids. The record is from RefSeq and is a predicted model, not a curated record.